Molecule: messenger RNA, 3930 nt
Organism: Xiphias gladius (swordfish)
Lineage: Eukaryota; Metazoa; Chordata; Actinopteri; Istiophoriformes; Xiphiidae
Gene: porb
Product: P450 (cytochrome) oxidoreductase b
Exons: 15
Coding region: 396-2303 (635 amino acids)
Biological process (GO): response to hormone
Cellular component (GO): cytosol
Molecular function (GO): flavin adenine dinucleotide binding; FMN binding; NADPH-hemoprotein reductase activity
Source: RefSeq, a predicted model, not a curated record
AGUGCGGGUCUGCAGCUCAGCUACAUUUUAUGGGAAAGUCAGUUUCCCACCAUUGUGUCCUCAGCGGUUGCCAGACACUGACAGGGCUUGUAGGCUGCUGUGCUGUUCUUUGUGUGUCUGUGUGUGUGUGUGUGUGUGUGUGUGGAACAGACGCUGCUGGUUUCAGAGAGUAGCACAGGAAGAGACAGAGUUCAGAUCGUGUUGGAGCCUCUAAGGUGAAGGCAGGCAGCUCUUCCAAACCUGUGAGUGUCCAGCUGUGUUUCUUGAGUGGUUUCGUUUUUCCAUCCUGUGGUUGUGGAGUGUUGGCGUCCUGCUUUUGAUUUUGAGCGUGGCGGUUCCCGGCGUGGCCUAGCCAGUGGUGCUAGAGGCAGUGGUGAGCUACAGGGCUGCAUGCCAUGGGCUGUGUCUUCUCCCUGCCAGAGGACAGGAGAGAUGCUGCUGAGAGAGCACCAACCACAAGAGAGACAAGUUUCAUUGAGAAAAUGAAGAAAACAGGCAAGAACAUCAUUGUGUUCUAUGGCUCCCAGACGGGCACAGCAGAGGAAUUUGCGAACAGAUUGUCCAAAGACACUCAGCGCUAUGGCAUGAAAGGAAUGGCUGCCGAUCCAGAGGAGUAUGACAUGGGGGAACUGUCCCGUCUGUCCGAGAUUAAAAACUCCCUCGCCAUAUUUUGCAUGGCCACCUAUGGUGAAGGAGACCCAACAGAUAACGCCCAGGACUUCUACGACUGGCUACAGGAAAAUGAUGAUGAAGACCUCUCGGGACUAAACUACACUGUAUUCGCUUUGGGCAACAAAACAUAUGAACACUACAAUGCAAUGGGGAAAUACGUUGAUAAAAGGCUGGAAGAACUAGGAGCCAAGCGCAUAUUUGACCUUGGUUUGGGAGAUGAUGAUGGCAAUCUGGAGGAGGACUUCAUUUCAUGGAGAGAGCAGUUCUGGCCGGCUGUCUGUGAGCACUUUGGAGUGGAAGCCUUAGGAGAUGAAUCAAGUAUACGGCAGUACGAGCUGAAGGAGCACACUGACAUCAACAUGAACAAAGUGUACACAGGAGAGAUUGGCCGCCUGAAGAGUUUUGAGGUCCAAAAGCCGCCCUUUGAUUCGAAAAACCCUUUCUUGGCCCCAGUCACUGUCAACCGCAGACUCAACAAAGCUGGUGAUAGACAUCUUAUGCACCUGGAAUUAGAUAUAACAGGCUCCAAGAUCAGAUAUGAGUCAGGAGACCAUGUUGCUGUUUUCCCCACAAAUGACUCUGCCUUGGUGAACAAGCUGGGACAAAUCCUUGGAGUGGACCUUGAUGUGGUUAUCUCUCUCAACAACCUUGAUGACGAAUCCAACAAGAAGCAUCCUUUCCCCUGCCCCUCCACCUACCGCACGGCACUCACUCACUACCUGGACAUUACACACCCGCCUCGCACCAACGUCCUCUAUGAGCUGGCACAGUACGCGUCUGACCCCAAAGACCAGGAGAACAUGCGCAAGAUGGCCUCCUCCUCCCCCGAGGGCAAGGCACUCUACCAGAGCUGGGUGUUGGAUGCCAGUAGAAACAUCCUCGCAAUCCUGGAGGAUAUGCCUUCUUUGAGGCCUCCCAUUGACCACCUGUGUGAGCUGCUGCCUCGUCUCCAGGCUCGCUAUUAUUCCAUCGCCUCCUCCUCUAAGGUUCACCCCAACAGCAUCCACAUCUGUGCCGUAGUGGUGGAGUACACGACCAAGACUGGCCGCAUCAACAAAGGAGUUGCCACCAACUGGCUGAAGAACAAACUGGUCAAUGACAACGGCCACAAGUCCACCGUUCCCAUGUACAUCCGCAAGUCUCAGUUCCGCCUGCCCUUCAAGGCCACCAACCCAGUGAUCAUGGUUGGCCCAGGGACAGGAAUCGCUCCCUUCAUGGGAUUCAUCCAGGAGAGGGGCUGGCUCAAACAGCAAGGAAAGGAGGUUGGAGAGACGGUGAUGUAUUUCGGCUGCAGGCAUAAGAAUGAAGAUUAUCUCUACCAGGAGGAGCUGGAGGAAGCAGAGAAGAAUGGGGUCCUAACAAAUCUUAAUGUUGCCUUCUCCAGAGACCAGGACCAGAAGGUGUACGUGCAGCAUCUCCUGAAGAAAAAUAAGGAGGACCUCUGGAAGCUGAUUCACUCAGACAACGCUCAUAUCUACGUCUGCGGGGAUGCGAGGAACAUGGCUAAGGAUGUACAGACGGCUCUCCAUGAGAUUGCAGAAGAAAUGGGAGGCAUGAUGCGCGCCCAGGCCACAGAUUACAUCAAGAAAUUGAUGACCAAGGGACGCUACUCACAAGAUGUCUGGAGUUAAAGAGCCUAAAACCCAGCCUCAUUCUCACUACUCAAGUGGUUUUAAAUUUUCUAUUUUUAUUGUGUGUCUAGUUUUAUCAGGACUCAAUAUAUAUAUAAAAAAAAAAACACUUGUUCCUAUUCACCCUGGUUCAUGAAAACUACAGGUAGCAGAAGAUCAUGAGGCAAAACCCUACCUCAGCAGGUUGUAAUAAACCCAUUCAGCAAUUUCAAUCUGUAUUUCCUAUUUAUGUGUACUGCAUUUUGUAUCUGGACCACCAGCCUGUUUCUACUGGAGUCCUCACUUGAGCCAUGGUCUCGGACCAAACAACAGUUGCCCAGUCCUGUUAUCCAGAAACCAUUAAGAGAUCCAUAUCUAGAUAGAGAUCUGGGCCCUCAAAUUAGAUAUAGGAACCUGUCGGCUUGAGUAAAAUAAGAAUAACAAGAUGCAAAUGCAGCAAAUACUUAUCUUUAAUUUUAAUUAGACACAUUUUUUAUACGAAUGAGUCAGUCAGUUUGGCUGUGCAGCUUUUUAUACUGAUGACGACUCUGAGUAGAAAAUCCAUCUGUUUAGUGGGACACGGAAGCACUAAUCCCUAACUCUGGAUGUCCAUAAUAUAACUCCACUGUAAACAUAACAAUUUAAAUUGAAAAUUUAGACAGCUCAUUCAGUUUGCCAUCAUGAAGUGUUUGUAACUUUCAUACAGUUGAUUACCAGAUUGUAGACGUAACACCACAGCGGAUAAUAUCACACCAUACGUCUGAGUGAGCUGAUCUAGUAGUACUUUAAAAGUACUCACUUUAAAUGUUUUUAAAACUUCUGUGAGGAAAAUGUUUUGUGUAACAAACUGGCAUCAUAGGUACAAUUAAAUGUCUACCUUUGUAUUUUGACAAGGGAUUUGCCUUUUAUGCAUAAGUUGCUGCUCAUUUUAAUCAGUAAAGGUAACCUUUUGAGAGGCACAAAAAGUGUUGGUAGGGAGAAGACCAUUUAUAGAAAAAAACAUUAGGUUAUUUGCAUAUUGUUUCCAGUAACAGCCUGCCUUUAAACGUGAUGAAAAUGAAUUUGUAGGUACCCUGUAAUAUUUUAAAAUGUUAAAACAUUUGAAAUGUUAGACUUGAAACCAGAUCUAGCCUCCCAAAUGGUGAUAGUUUAUUUUAUAUGCAUCUGACAGCAGAGGUUUAUGAAUUGGUUUUUGCCCUGUAAGCCACCUCUGUUUGGCAUUGUUUGUAUUUUUUUAAAUAAAUAUAUAAUUUUGACCAGUCACAUAUGCAUCACUGCAUGGAGAAGAUAACCAGACUCAUCAAAACAUUUUUUGUUUCUUGCAGCAUCUGUCAAUCAGUGCUCAUUACAGUACUUUAAUGGGAACAUGUGGAGUUUGAUGAGGACAGCCAAACAGUUAAAAGUGCAGCCUGUGCCUUAUGUAUUGAGUGAGCAUUAAAACCCUGAUGCGUCACUGUUUUUUUAAGUUGUUUUUUUUUUCCUUUCUUGCUAAAAUUUUGAUAGAAAGUCAAAUUCAUCUGAGACACUUUACCCAGCGCUGUCACUUUUUGUCAUUCCACUUUAUGAUGUAAUUGUUUGAUUGCAUUAAGUAAUGCAUUUUUUUUAAAUUUUUUUUUAAUGAAUAAAAUUGGAAAAUUUUGCCAGGUUG